Caenorhabditis sp. 36 PRJEB53466 is the source of this 1222-nucleotide messenger RNA. Lineage: Eukaryota; Metazoa; Nematoda; Chromadorea; Rhabditida; Rhabditidae. The record is from the annotation of a GenBank genome assembly.
AUGAACAAUUUCAUUCGAUUGCUUCAGAAACGAGAAAUCAACUGGUGUGAAAGUGGGCACGGUGAGUUGAGUCACAAACAUUCCGAGAGAAGAGAAGGAAAAAGAAAGAUUGAUUUCAAUAACAGUCAACAGUUUCAUUCCAUAUCAGUCAUGUUUCUUCUUUUCCUUUUCUAGAAUGUCUCUUUUUUCUCAAUUUGCUCACUUCUCCAAUGUUUUCGAAUGUUUUUUAUUUCCGUCAAAGAACAUUGUGUCAAUAGAAAGACCCAUCGGCACAUUCUGAGAACUGAAUGCAUCCAUAGAGGUAUCAACUGUCCGCCUGAACUGAAUUUCGAUUGAAAACAUUUUUUCUCAGACUUCUUUUCGCUGGCCGGGCCGGGCCGAUAUGACCACAGAUCUGUAUUUUAGUACUGAAAUUUCAAAAGACGAUUUUUCAGUCAAACUUUUUCUAAAAGCGUGCCUUUUUGUAAUUUUUAGUUUGCAAAAUGCGUUUAUCAUACUAGCUAAUUUCAAUGAAAAAUAGCGAAUUACCUAGUAAAAAUUCUGAAGAAGCAACCACCAUUUUUUUCAAAAAUGUUCCGAAAUUUGUAAAUCCGGGCGCUUUUUUGCUUUUUCUCUUAGGUUGAAAUGUUUCAAAACAAUUGUUCAGGUUGAUUUUCUUCGCAUUUUGCGCUUUUCUGUGUAUUGCUUGGUAAAAUUUCAAUUAUAAUUUGCACUAAAACCCAAUUCUAAUGUUUGCGAUGACCGAACUGUCGCGUAGGCGGAAAGCGGAAGUUCACCAAUGAGAAAUCAAAUGUUGAUCAUUUUCAGGAUACCCGGCUUUUUGCCCAGGACCCAGUGACCCGUCAAACUACCAAUACUGCUGCUCGUUUCCAUUCGAGAUGGGUUCGUAUAAACCAUCGUGCUGUCCUUUUCCCAUCAACAACGGGGUUCUUAUCAUCUGCUGCUUGUCCGCUAUCAUCUUCUUUUUCUGUGAGUGUGUACACGCAAGAAUAGUAUUAUUUAGCUGAAGGUCACGUAGACCCUAAUCAUAGCACGUUACUUGUGUUUUAGUGUCAUAACUGAAAUUCAAACUUUUUCAGUUCUCCUCGGGCUCUACUGCUGGUGCUGGCCUACGAGUCGGCUGAACAGAAGACGUCAGAGAAACGCCGCACCUCCGAUGAUUUCCCAAGACGAAAUGUUCCCUCGCAGAAACUCGUACAAAAGCAGCAUCCCUUUUCAUUAA